AGCUCUUUGUGUCAUCUUAUCUCAUGUCUUGAUGCCAUCAUGGAACUGACAGUGAGGAGCAGAGUGGUGUCAAAUAAUUAUGAGGAGGUCAGACAAACUGAGCUGACAGACUCACAACCGAACAAAACGGAAGAUAUCUAUCAGAGCCUGCAGUAUCCACCACCCUCAACAGUGAAUGUGCCACCAGAAACCAGAUGGAAGGGAAAAUGGAUUCUAUGGCUGUCUAUCCUUGGUGCAGUUAUUCUGAUCAUCCUGACUGUUGUUGCAGUAUUCUACUUCAUGGGCAGAACUGAAACUCUUUCUUUGAUUGAAAGAGAGUCAUGGCUUCUGCACAAGGAUUUUUUCUAUUUGCUUAAGUCAAGCAAUGUUGCAGAUUGCGAUGAAGCAAUUCAGUUCUGUGCCAGUAGAAACGCCACCCUUGCUGCCGUAAACCAGGACAAUAGGGACUGGUUACUGAAGAUGGCAGAAGGGAGGUGGUUUAUUCUAAGAUCGGAAAAGGAAGGGUUUGGCUCUGGCUCUGACUCUGGCUCUGGCAUGUUCAUGGAGGAUGACUCCGAUUUCUUGUGUGAGCUUCUCCAUUCCGACCCCUCAGCCUCCCCGCCAUUUGAACACACUUCUGCCCUGUGCGUGCGGAAGGCCUGCUGAUGCCUCCACCUGCAGAGGACUUUUACUCCAGGGGCAAUUUUAACACCUUUUUACACCAUGGGCAUUUUUACCAUCCUUAUUUUAAACUAACUGCACACCUCCACCCACUUUAAACAGAACUUUUUUGGAAGUGUUCAGAAAGGGCAUGUACAACUGUUUACAAAAAAGACUGUUUGUCAGUGCAUUCUUACCUUACUAUUAUUCUGGUCAUCUUGUGAAAAGAAAGUCCAAGUCAAUUA
This is a messenger RNA of Sardina pilchardus (European sardine), 884 nucleotides long. RefSeq lists its product as uncharacterized. The record is from RefSeq and is a predicted model, not a curated record. Lineage: Eukaryota; Metazoa; Chordata; Actinopteri; Clupeiformes; Clupeidae. The transcript is spliced from 5 exons. Bases 40 to 645 code for a protein of 201 amino acids.